CGAAGAGUUUUCGAAACUCAACCAACAACAGAUCAUUUUUGCCACAACAGGCAGUGCAGAGCUAAACAAAGCCGCGGGGAAAGAUGCACUACUAUCGUUAUGAAAAUGCAGAAGUCAGCUGCUGCUACAAGUACCUCAUGUUCAGCUACAACAUCAUCUUUUGGCUUGCUGGAGCAGCAUUCAUCGCCAUUGGGUUCUGGGCCUGGAGUGAGAAGGGAGUACUGUUGGACCUGACACAGGUGACACGGCUGCAUGGCUUUGACCCCGUGUGGCUAGUGCUGUUGGUGGGAGCGAUCACCUUCAUCCUGGGCUUCGCAGGAUGUGUAGGGGCACUAAGGGAGAACAUAUGCCUCCUCAAGUUUUUCUCGGGUGUGAUCGGGUUAAUCUUCUUCCUGGAAUUGACUGCGGCCGUGCUGGCGUUCGUUUUCCAGGACAACGUCAGAGAGUGGAUCAACGACUUCUUCCUGGCCAAUGUCAAGGCCUACAGAGAGGACAUCGACCUGCAGAACCUCAUCGACUCCCUGCAAAAGCUGAACCACUGCUGCGGAGCCAAGGAGCCUGACGACUGGAACCUGAACGUCUACUUCAACUGCACCAACAACAACCCCAGCAGAGAGAGGUGUGGAGUGCCCUUCUCCUGCUGCCUCAGUGACCCUACAGACUCAGUUUUAAACACCCAGUGUGGCUAUGAUGUCCGUAAACAUCUAAAGGGGGACUGGAUCAACUAUAUUUACGUCAAGGGCUGCAUCCCAGCCUUAGAGGAAUGGCUUCCACGGAAUCUCUACAUAGUAGCUGGAGUAUUCAUCAUUAUAUCUCUGCUUCAGAUGAUGGGCAUCUUCUUGGCUCGGACACUUAUUGUCGAUAUUGAGAAGGUCAAGUUUAACUACUAGUGAGGGGUGUGGUGGAAUGCAUAGGCCUACAGGGUACAGUACUGAGAGAGAAACUAUCCACCAGCCAUUCCACCCUCUCUCUGAUCUCCCUCUCUGAGACCUGGCAAGGGAUGAGAGAAGAGGACAAAUACUUCUUCCAUACCUAUGGCUUGUUAUCUUUGGACUGUUCUGUCAGUCUCUGCACAGUGGAUAUGAAGCUGCCUUAUUCAACUAGACUCUUAUGUGCCUUCUCUCACAGGAUUGCAGUCAGACUUCAAGGAACCUCUUAAAAAAAUACCCCUGAGUUUCCCUUUAAAUAUGUUUUUGUAUUAGAUACAUUCUUGUAUUGUUUGCCUCAGACACACUGAACAUCUUCCUCUCUUUCCCGGGAACAGUGUCUUAACCAAUAUACCCAGGUAGAAUCCUGGGUGAAUACAUCAUACCUCAACAAUGAUCCAAAAACAACAUUGAAGUCGUCAAAAGUGUUCAAACGGUGUGCUCUCUGGCCUGCAGCAUUCCAUGACUAGAAUGGUAGGAUUUCAGACUGGGCGAACAGUAAGAGUUGUCUACCACAUCAGUGAAGCUGUAAUUGCUCCAAUAUGAGACUUUGCCCUAGAGCUCUUUCUGAACCAACAGGAUCUCAGCAUCUCAUUGUGUGACGGCUAAUCUCGUCCACCAGCUGGCGCGCUCUCCAUCUAGCGUUACCCUUAGAACCUCCCCCUACAUUGUGGACAUCAAAGCUCGAGCAGCACGUGAUUUAAACAAGGAAGAGAGUUCAGAAAAUCUGAAAGUACACGUCUUUAGAAAUAGUUUUCACAUAUCAACUUUAUAUCCCGAACUCCGAAUCAAUUGAGCUUCUCAAAAAUAUGGUCAAUGUGAUAGAACCUUUAUAUUGAUUGGUGAUUUUUGCCAUAUUUCAGUUUAAUCUAACACAGCUGUAGCAGGCUCGCCCUCUCACACCUCGAUUUUAACCACACCCCUUUCGAAUCCUGCUUUAUUGCACAGUGUUACCAGGCUCUAUGUGACAGCAAUUUUAGCCUGGGGAUGAGGUUAUGUGACAGGCUUUCAACUGGAACCCCCAUUGUCCCUUACCUCUCAGCUAAACAUUGGGAAAAUUAUGUUAGCUCUUAACCAUUUGAAUUAGUCUGCAGCCGUUCAAACCCACAUGUGCACUGCUGAACCUCUGACCUGUUGUCAAUCAAGCCGUCUCUUUUCUGAGUCAUUUGUCUCACAUAACUUGUCAUACAUACUUGUCAGUCUACAACGUGCAUCAAAUGCUUCUGAGCAGAAUAAGUUAAGUAUUGAUCAUUUAGAUACAUACAAUUUUCCUUAAGGGAAAGAUAAUUGUGGAUUCAAUGUGUAUGUAGAUAGUUGACAUGUUUUAUUUUUAUCAGUGUUCGAUGACCCCUAAGUGAAGUAUUAGUUAGCCCUCAGAGUAGCAGAGUUUUAUUAUUUUGCUGUUGUGAUGAUGGGGCUUCCCGAUGGCACUUUAUGGAGAAAAUAUACAAUUACAAAUGUACUCUCCUCUCAUUCCAGAUUAUAUACCUCAACAAGGCACCCAGCAAUCUUCCAAGUGAACCCUGGCCUAACAUUAUUCAAAGUGUUCCGAAUGCGUAUUUGGCAGAGGUGUUUGCCUCAAGCCAGUUAACUGCCAGUCCCUCCACACAUUGAGCUUGCUUUACCGCCAUCCUGUCCAAAGGUACUCUGCUGUCCUCGUACUAGAAAGGGGAGCUUUACAGAGCCAUCUAUGGCAGGGUUGUGGAAUGUUGAGUCAGGAUAUCUUUGAUGGGGUUUUACAGCUGAUGAAUGCUGGAGUUGAGCUAUAUAUCAUAUGUUACAAGAUCAAAGAGGCAAAUGAAACCAAUGGAGUAGAAGGUCAUUCAGGCCUUCAACUCCUGAUCUGGUGGUGAAUGUAUGUCAUGUAGUUUGACAAUUCUUUGUGUGUAGUGUGUGUUACUGAUUGUUUCCAUGUAAUCAUAUGUGUUUUUAACAAAAAGGGACCUUUUUCAUAUGUAGAUGUUAUCUGUUUUACUUAAUGACAUUUUGUAAAUGUGAAUUUUCUUGAUAGGUUUUUAUAAGCAAUAAAGUAUGUUUGUCCAUUUUGUUAAACAGA
Messenger RNA from Coregonus clupeaformis (lake whitefish), 2982 nucleotides. Its product is annotated as tetraspanin-14. The coding region runs from base 84 to 890 and encodes 268 amino acids. Gene Ontology annotation, cellular component: membrane. NCBI's taxonomy places the organism in Eukaryota, Metazoa, Chordata, Actinopteri, Salmoniformes, Salmonidae. Gene Ontology annotation, biological process: protein localization to plasma membrane; protein maturation; regulation of vascular endothelial growth factor signaling pathway. The record is from RefSeq and is a predicted model, not a curated record. The transcript has 9 exons.